Messenger RNA from Miscanthus lutarioriparius, 438 nucleotides. The record is from the annotation of a GenBank genome assembly. NCBI's taxonomy places the organism in Eukaryota, Viridiplantae, Streptophyta, Magnoliopsida, Poales, Poaceae.
AUGGUGAAACUCACGGUCGUUCUGCUCACCUUGCUCGCCGCUGCCGCAGCUGUCAUGGUCACCGAUGCCGGCGCUACCGCGACCAUCCCGGCAGGUCACCAACAAGCCACCAGGAGGAGCCGUUUCCUGCUUGCCAACAGCGCGGUCUACAACUCGCCGCCGCCGCCAUACGCCGCCGCUUGCUCCGCCUCCAUGAAGUCGGCCGCCGUGUGCUUGGCACCGGGCAGCCCGGGCCCGACGUGCUGCGGUGGGCAGUGCGUGGACACGACAGCCAGCGUCAACCACUGUGGCGGAUGCAACAAGGUCUGCAAGCACGAUCGUAGCACGUGCUGCGGCGGCCGCUGCGUCGACCUGCUCUCCGACGAAGACAACUGUGGCGCGUGCGGGAACCGGUGCAACAAGAAGUGCAGCAAAGGCUUCUGUGACUACGCCCUGUAA